AAAAAGCUGUUAAUGGUCAAUUCUUACCAAUUGGUGGAAAUUUUGGUCUUAAAUGUAAAAUAUUCUGGCUUCCUGAUACAUUUGGUUAUUCUGCACAAUUACCACAGAUUAUUAAAGGUGCUGGAUUAAAUUCCCCAAUACAACAUUUUAUUGGAUUGGAAUUGAUGGUAGUGAGUUAUGUGGGUCAAUGCUAUCCUUCAGAAUUAAUUCGUAGUGUUAAAAAUCAUAAAGAUAAGGAAUGGAGUAAUGAAGCAUUGCUUUUAUUUGGUAAUGGUGAUGGAGGUGGUGGUCCACUUGCAUCAAUGAUUGAAAGAUUACGUCGAUUGAAAGAUAUUGAUGGUUUGCCUAAAGUUGAAAUCGGAUCGGCUGAUGAUUUUUAUGAACGAGUAGAAAGAAAUUCAUCAGAAUUGGUUUCUUGGAAAGGGGAAUUGGUACCUACACAUCGCAUGGGAAGAUUAAACAAUAUAAUCGCAAAUUGGAGUUUCUUUUACGAGAUCUAUCCAAAAGACAUAUUAGAUAAAUUAUGGAAAUAUGUUUUAUUGAAUCAAUUUCAUGAUGUUUUACCAGGUUCUUCCAUCGGAAUGGUAUAUGAUGAUGCAAAUAAGUUCUAUGAAGAAUUACCUGAAUCUGCUCCUGAUGAUAAAAAUGGAUUGUUUGCCUUUAAUACACUUGGAUGGAGUAGAACUGAGGUUGUUGAACUUCCUAUAAAUAGUGAAGAAGAAAAUACAAAGUCUAGACAUGAUGUAGAAGGAAUGGGUUUAAAAGCUAUAGAUAUUGAAGAAAAUGAAAAUGUUGACUUCGUUCUUGCAGAAGCUUCCAUAAAUGAGAAUUUUUAUUUCUUAAUUAACCAAUUCAUCUCAGUUAAAUUUGACAAACAUUGUAGAUUAAUAAGUCUUUUUGAUAAAAGACUUAAUCGAGAAAUUAUUCCUAUUGGUCGAUAUGGAAAUUCAUUUAAAUGUUAUGAAGAUAUUCCUAUUUUCUGGGAUGCUUGGGAUGGACGUGAUGUAGGAUUAGGUGGUUCAGUAAAGAUUCAUGAAGUUAGCGGAUUACGUGCAUCAUUACUGCUUGAAACUAAAUUAUCCGAUACCAGUACUUUACGUCAAGUGAUUUCUAUAACUGCUUUUUCUUGUAGAGUGGAUUUUGAGACUACAGUAGAUUGGAAUGAAAAUAGACAAUUUCUGAAAGUAGAAUUUCCUUUUGAUAUUACUAGCGAUUAUGCUACUUAUGAAACUCAAUUUGGGUUUGUCCAAAGACCCACACAUUUUAAUACUUCUUGGGACGCUGCAAAAUUUGAAGUUUGUGGACAUAAAUUUGCUGAUUUAUCGGAAUAUGGUUAUGGUGUGGCUUUAUUGAAUGAUUGUAAAUAUGGUAAAUUAUCACUUUUAAGAUCUCCGAAGGCACCUGAUGAUAAUUGUGAUAUCGGAGUUCAUAAAUUUAAAUAUGCUAUUUUCCCCCAUAUUGGUUCAUUUUUGGAAUCUAAUGUUGUUCAUGAAGCUUAUCAGUUUAAUGUACCUUUACUUGUUAAAACCACCUCACAAGAGAUUGUUAAUUCAUUUGAACCUAAAACUUACUUUAAUAUUGAGAAUGCACCUAAUGUCAUUCUUAAUACAAUUAAACGAGCUGAAGAUUCUGAUGAUAUAAUUCUUCGUUUAUAUGAAGCUUACGGUGGUCAAGCUGUAGCCAGAUUAAGAAGUUCACUUCAAAUAGAUCAUAUUUAUGAAACAAAUAUUUUAGAAGAUAAUAAAUAUCUUAUUGAUUAUACCAGUGAAGAUGGAGCGAUAAUUAAAUUUAAACCUUUUCAAAUUAUUACAUUAAAGAUUGUUUUAUCUUAA
Molecule: messenger RNA, 1832 nt
Organism: Diversispora eburnea
Lineage: Eukaryota; Fungi; Glomeromycota; Glomeromycetes; Diversisporales; Diversisporaceae
Source: the annotation of a GenBank genome assembly